CACAUUUUUACAAGCUUCUGAAGCCCUCAGUUAUUAACACUCAUCGGCGUCCACCGACCCUUUUUCUCUUCGCCUUUUUCGCACAACCGUUUUCUUCCAAUUCUUUGAGCCGAAGGAGACUCACCUGCGAUUUUUUGAGAGGGAAAAGGAAGAGGCAACCUUUCUUUUCUGCUACGUUCGUGUUAACCAUUUCGGUCGAUUACGCACUGCCACUCGUCCUGCUUGGACGAAUUCUGUCCCGCUGCCCAUCUUUUCGCACAUUGACAGCCCCAGAAGACAAAAUGACUGCGCCGCCCCUGGUCCUGCAAUGGGGCCGUGAGCGCUACCUGCUCAAAUACGAAGAGAACGAUCUGCAAGAUACCACGCUGGGUCAGUUCAAGGAGGUGUGCCGCGAAGUCACCGGCGUGCCGGUCAACAGCAUGAAGAUUAUCUUCAGCGGAGCUACCCUGAAGGAGGAUAAUGUGACGCUGGGGCGCUAUGGCGUAUACACAGGGGCCACGAUGAAGAUGCUGGGUCGCAAGCACGGCAGCGAGAAGAGCGCGCCGGUGACAGCAGAGGAGCGCGAAGAAAACGCGCUGAUCCACAAGAUCGACCACAUCACCAACGAGGCAUCGGACCUGCUGCUGUCACGCAUGCAGGCGUAUCUGGCCGACGCACAACUGUUCAUCGAUCAGUUCCUGUCGACUGUGCACGAGAAUUCGGAGCACGGCGAGGCGAUGGCCGAGAUCCGCGCGGCGGAGAAGAAAAAGCUGCAUGACUCGUACCUGUUCAUUAACGAGACGCUGAUGCAGAGUUUGUUAAAGGUGGAUUGCGUCGAGUGCCCGCCCGAGGCGGACAAGGCGAGGCAGCGGCGGCGGCAGGCUGUGCGCCUACUGCAGUCGUGGAUGGACCAGAUGGACCGCAAGCGCGACGCGGUCAAGGAGGCCGAGGCUAAGCUUGGCAACGCGUAGAAAACAAAAGUGCCUAUAUUCCUCUUGUCAUUUCUAGAAGCAACCAUCACCAACGUCU
Messenger RNA from Linderina pennispora, 1008 nucleotides. RefSeq lists its product as uncharacterized. Gene Ontology annotation, molecular function: protein-folding chaperone binding; adenyl-nucleotide exchange factor activity. The coding region runs from base 282 to 950 and encodes 222 amino acids. The record is from RefSeq and is a predicted model, not a curated record. Gene Ontology annotation, biological process: protein stabilization. The transcript has 2 exons. Gene Ontology annotation, cellular component: membrane; cytosol; nucleus. NCBI's taxonomy places the organism in Eukaryota, Fungi, Kickxellomycota, Kickxellomycetes, Kickxellales, Kickxellaceae.